This is a messenger RNA of Leopardus geoffroyi (Geoffroy's cat), 3833 nucleotides long. It is a transcript of the gene DSC3, whose product is annotated as desmocollin 3. Gene Ontology annotation, cellular component: desmosome; plasma membrane. Lineage: Eukaryota; Metazoa; Chordata; Mammalia; Carnivora; Felidae. Gene Ontology annotation, molecular function: calcium ion binding; gamma-catenin binding. Bases 274 to 2961 code for a protein of 895 amino acids. The transcript is spliced from 16 exons. The record is from RefSeq and is a predicted model, not a curated record. Gene Ontology annotation, biological process: homophilic cell-cell adhesion.
GGGCAGGCUCGGGCAGCUCCCCCGCUGCCCGCGUGAUUCGACUUGAGAAAUAACCAGGAGGGGCGGCCCGGCGUCUGCCGCGUCCAAUCCCGUCUCAGGAGCGAACACGCUCCCGGGCAGGCAAGCCUGACAGAUCCCAGGGGACUUGGAGAGGAGCGGCAGCGAGGCACGCCCGCACCGCGCGCGCCGCUGCACCUCCGCCCGCUCCGGUCUCUGGCCUCCCGCCCGGCGCCCGCGGCCCCUCCUGCCUCGCGGCCCCUUUCCCGCCCCCCGAUGGCCGCCGCCGAGCGUCCGAUCCCCCUGCGCGGAGCCCUCUCCGGGCUGCUGCUGACCCUCGUGGUCUUCAGUUUUGCCUGUGAAGCCUGCAAAAAUGUGACAUUUAAUAUACCUUCCAAACUAGAGGCAGACAAAAUAGUUGGCAGAGUUAAUUUGAAAGAGUGCCUCAGGUCUGCAGACCUCAUCCGGUCAGGUGACCCUGAUUUCAGAGUUCUAGAUGAUGGAUCAGUAUACACAACUAGCACCGUGGUGUUGUCUGAUGAGAAAAGAUCAUUCACCAUAUGGCUUUCUGACUCCAGGACACAGGCACAGAAAGAGAUUAAGGUGCUCCUGGAACAUCAGAAGAAGGUGCUGAGGAAAAGACAUGCUAAAGAAGCUGUUCUCAGGCGUUCCAAGAGGAGAUGGGCCCCUAUUCCCUGUUCAAUGCAAGAGAAUUCACUGGGCCCGUUCCCUUUGUUUCUUCAACAAGUUCAAUCUGAUGCAGCACAGAACUAUACCAUUUUCUACUCAAUAAGUGGGCAUGGAGUUGACCAAGAACCUUUAAAUUUGUUUUUCAUAGAAAGAGACACUGGAAAUCUGUAUUGUACCCGGCCUGUGGAUCGUGAAGAAUACGAAGUUUUUGACUUGAUUGCCUAUGCCUCAACUGCAGAUGGGUAUUCAGCAGACAUGCCUCUUCCACUGCCCAUCAGAGUGGAGGAUGAAAAUGACAACCACCCUAUUUUCACAGAAGCUAUUUAUAAUUUUGAAGUUCCAGAAAGUAGCAGACUUGGUACUACAGUGGGAGUGGUUUGUGCCACAGACAAAGAUGAACCGGAUACGAUGCACACACGCCUGAAGUAUAGCAUUUUGGAGCAGACCCCGAAGUCCCCGGGGAUCUUCUCUGUGCAUCCGACCACAGGUGUCAUCACCACAGUCGCUCAUUAUUUGGACAGAGAGACUGUAGAUAAGUACUCACUGAUAAUGAAAGUACAAGACAUGGAUGGUCAAUUAUUUGGAUUGAUGAGUACAUCAACUUGCAUCAUAACAGUUAAAGAUUCAAAUGACAAUGCACCCACUUUCAAACAAAAUACUUAUGAAGCAUCAGUAGAGGAAAAUGCAUACAAUGUGGAGAUCUUACGCAUAUCUAUAGAAGAUAAGGAUUUAAUUAACACUGCCAACUGGAGAGCCAAUUUUACCAUUUUGAAGGGGAAUGAGAAUGGACAUUUCAAAAUCAGCACAGACAAAGAGACUAAUGAAGGUGUUUUGUACGUUGUAAAGCCGCUGAAUUAUGAAGAAAACCACCAAGUGACCCUGGAAAUUGGAGUAAGCAAUGAAGCUCCAUUUACUCGAGAUUUUGCACUCAGAACAACCAUGAACAGAGCCUUGGUCACAGUUCACGUGAGGGAUCAGGAUGAAGGACCCGAAUGUAGCCCUGCAGCCCAGUACGUACGGAUUCAAGAACACUCAGCAGUGGGGUCAAAGGUCAAUGGUUAUAAGGCAUAUGACCCUGAAACUAGAAGUGCCAGUGGCAUAAGGUACAAAAAAUUGCAUGAUCCUAAAGGAUGGAUCACCAUUGAUGAGAUUUCAGGGUCAAUCACAACUUCCAAAAUCCUGGACCGGGAGGCCAUGACUCCCAGAAAUGACUUAUAUAAUAUAACAGUCCUGGCAAUAGACCAAGAUGGUAGAUCGUGUACUGGCACACUUGCGGUUAACAUUGAAGAUAUGAAUGAUAACCCACCAGAAAUACUUCAAAGUUAUGUAACAAUUUGCAAACCAAAGAUGAGGUAUACUGACAUUUCAGCUGUCGAUCCCGAUGAACCUAUCCAUGGCCCUCCAUUUUAUUUCAGCUUGGCAGACACUUCUCCAGAAAUGAACAGAAUGUGGACCCUCACCAAAGUUAAUGAUACAGCUGCCCGUCUUUCAUAUCAGAAAAAUGCUGAAUUUCAGGAAUACAGUGUUCCUAUUACUGUAAAAGAUAGAGAAGGUCAAUCUGCAACAAAAACCGUGAGAGUUAAUCUGUGUGAUUGUACUCAUCCAAGUCAAUGUCUGCCGACCCGAAGGAGCGCUGGAGUAAUACUCGGAAAAUGGGCGAUCCUGGCCAUACUGCUGGGCAUAGCAUUACUAUUUUCUGUAUUGCUAACUUUGGUAUGUGGAGUUUUUGGUGCCAAAAAAAGAAAAGGUUUUCCUGAAGAUUUAGCACAGCAAAACUUAAUCAUAUCAAACACAGAAGCACCUGGAGAUGAUAAGGUGUGUUCUGCCAAUGGGUUUAUGACCCAGACAGUCAAUAACUCUGGCCAAGGCUUUUGCGGUACCAUGGGAUCAGGAAUGAAGAAUGGAGGGCAGGAGACCAUUGAAAUGGUGAAAGGCGGACACCAGACCCUGGAAUCGUGCCGGGGGACGGGGCAUCAUCACACCCUGGAUUCCUGCAGGGGAGGACACGUGGAGACGGACAACUGCAGACACACCUACUCCGAGUGGCAUAAUUUCACCCAGCCCCGCCUUGGUGAAAAAUUGCAUCUGUGUAAUCAGAAUGAAAACCACGUGCCAUCUCAAGAUUAUGUCCUUACGUAUAACUAUGAAGGAAAGGGAUCUCCAGCUGGUUCUGUAGGGUGCUGCAGCGAAAAACAGGAAGAAGAUGGCCUUGACUUUUUAAAUAAUUUGGGAGCCAAAUUUACUACAUUAGCAGAAACAUGCACAAAGAGAUAAUGUUAAUGUGCUACAAUGAGAUGUGUUUUUGCCAGACAUUCUGGAAGUUUCCAAAAGGGAUAUUUAAAGUUCAAUUUCAAUUGCUGAUAUAUACAUAUAUGUAUGUAUAUAUAUAUAUAUAUACAUACAUAUAUGUAUAUAUUUAGCUAAAUAUAUAUUAGAAUUUCAAUUUCUAAUAUAUAUAGAUAUGUGUUUUUAACAUAUAUAUUAGAAAAAUAGAUAUGAAGUUUUCUAAAUUUUUAAUUGUACUAUUUACCAAUUUGUAGUUUUAUAGCAAUUUGUUGCUUAUCUUUUCCAAGAAGUUUGAAAUGUUAAAACGUAUUUUGCCUUCUUUAUUGCAAAAUAAAUAGACAGCUAGCAAAAUCAUGCUGUAACAUUGGAUUUAAGGUCUAUAAAGGAUCUGCUAUUCUUUAUAGAUAGCUUUCCAACAAAUGUGUUUAGUUAAUAUCAGUCCAGUGAUAACUAUGCUGUACUUGAUUGAAUAUAGAACAGCUACUGGGCUAGAAAUUCUGUUCUUAUUCCAGAUUUAAGUUAAUAGGAUUAUAUCAAACAUUAUGGUAAACUGUACUGCAAUUUUUAGCUCUUUAAAAAUUUUGUACCACUGAGUUAGUAGCUCCAAAGACCACUAGAAUUUCAUUUUCCUUCUGGUUGGCAACUAGAUCAUGAAGGGCAGUUAGUUCUGUCUGCUUGGUUACCCUAAUAAGGUCUUAAAAAAUACAUAGCCACCAUGUUAAACUACAACAGGAAAUUGUAGACUGAAAAAUUGUGUUGUUUUUAUGCUUUUGAGUGUGUGCUUUAUGGUUUGGAGAAGGAUUAUUAUGAGGAAUAUAUCUAAGUUUCCUUAUUCUCAAGAAAGAGAACUAUGUUCACUA